Astyanax mexicanus (Mexican tetra) is the source of this 2874-nucleotide messenger RNA. Its product is annotated as carbohydrate sulfotransferase 12-like. Gene Ontology annotation, cellular component: membrane. Gene Ontology annotation, molecular function: sulfotransferase activity. The transcript has a single exon. The record is from RefSeq and is a predicted model, not a curated record. Gene Ontology annotation, biological process: proteoglycan biosynthetic process; carbohydrate biosynthetic process. The coding region runs from base 616 to 1809 and encodes 397 amino acids. Lineage: Eukaryota; Metazoa; Chordata; Actinopteri; Characiformes; Acestrorhamphidae.
UCAUUCAAAAACAUUUAGGACUGGUGCAAAGGCUGAACCAGUACGUGGUACAAAUACAGAUUGGCUCUCAGAAGUAAAGAUGGGCAGAAUUAGCUUAUUAUUAUUUAGGAUACGUUAUGCACUACAAUCUGUUUUUUUUUCCUUUCAAAUGUAAGUUGUAACUUAUUCUUCAUUAGAAAAAAAAUCUAAAUACAUCAUUAAAAGCCCAGUACUGACAUGACUGUAUUACUGUCUUCUCUUCUUUCUAUUCAACUUACUUUCUUCAUUCUUCAAGCUGAAGUUGCUACAGGCUAUGGGAGAACAAUAGACUCCUUGCCCAUUGAACUAGUUUCCCACCAGCAUUAGCACUGGCGGAGCAGUCAGUUUGAAGUUUUUGUAUACGCGAUUUGGAUGUAUCUUAAACAUUUGCUGCUGAGAUUAGUUAAGUUAAAUGUUGGUGAGAUUUAGACAUAAAUAGAUUUGAAAAGUUACGUAUCAUGUUCAGAACCAGUAAGGUCAACGGUUGACAUAUCAUGAGGAAGACCGCCACCCCUAAAACGGAUUAUUUUCCAGUGAACUUGUACAUCCCUGAGGCCCUGCUAUUUUGUUCAUUCAUAUUCAGCGUCUGGUGAAGCAAUGAAUAUGCCAAGAUUUGUACAGCUUUUCUUUUGCCUGGGAUCUUUCUCGCUGGUUUUUGUGGUUUUUUGGAAUUUAGAUGUUGGAAUAAACAAGUUUUCUUUCAACUCUGAACAUGUUAUCACUUUACAACAGUGUUCAAACCAGCAUCAAGACCAGUUUGAGUCCACAUACGGAACGUACAGUCUGGAGACCACUGGACCUGCAGCACUGAACAAGGAUCUGGAGACCAAGGAAUCUGAGGAUGCGUUUGUGAGGAGCAUGAGGCACGCUAGUCCCAAGGUACUGGAUCUGCAAUACACACAGUAUGCCAGAAAGAAGUUGAUUCACAACCUGUGCAGCCGCAGUGCGUCUUUAGGCUUUUUAAAAAGAGCCACACUUAACGACAUUCCACAUGAUCAGUUGUCAAACCUCAUUGUGGAUGACCGGCAUGGAAUAAUCUACUGUUACAUUCCAAAGGUUGCAUGUACAGAGUGGAAAAGCAUCAUGAUUUUCCUGAGCGAGAGCUUGAAGGUGAACGGCGUUCCCUACAAAAAUCACUCGGACAUUCCCAGAGACCAAAUUCAUGGCAACAGUGUUGUCUAUCUCAACAGGUCCCACAGGAAUGUGAUGAACAAGAAGAUCAAGAAGUAUAAAAAGUUCCUGUUUGUCAGGCACCCUUUUGUCAGGCUCAUUUCUGCCUACAGGGACAAAUUUGAAAAGAAAAAUGACUACUUUUACAACUACCUCGCUGUUCCUAUCAUGAAGAGGUACAGGAAAAUUUCACCGCCAGCCAGCGCGGAGCGUGCUCAUGCAGCAGGUAUACGUCCAACAUUCUCCGAGUUCAUCCACUACAUUGUGGACCUUCCAGAUUAUUACAGCCUCGCCUUUCAGGAGCACUGGAGGCAGAUGUAUUACCUGUGCCAUCCGUGCCAGAUUGAAUAUGAUUUUGUUGGGAAAAUGGAAACCAUGAACGAGGAUGCACAACAUCUGCUGCACUUCCUCAAAGUCGACCACAUCAUCCAAUUCCCACAGAGCCCCAGCAACAGAACAGAAGAGAGCUGGAUAAACGACUGGUUUACUAAAAUACCCUUCGAAUGGAGAAGAAAACUCUAUGAAAUUUAUGAGCUGGAUUUCAAGCUCUUUGGAUACUCUCUACCUGAAAACUUCCUUGAAAAUGCAUCUCCUGCUCAAAGUGUUAUUUCAUACACAUGAUGUGCUGUAUACUGGAUCCAUCUGGAUCAGUGCUUCAGAACUUUUCAAACCAGGUUACCAGCUGAAUCAGCAGUGCAACAAAAAUGAAUGGAUUCAAUAUCGGACAACCUAUGUUUUAUUUAGCACUCUGACAAAUAAGUUAGCAUAGAUUCCAGGAACCUUUGCUGUUUAUCUAUAAAAAAAAGUUGUAAAUAAGAAAUGUCAUUAAAACAGGUUUAAUAGGAUCCAUGUUUCUGUAGCUAAAUGUCAAUGGAUCAAUACAGAUUUUAAAAUGUAGCUGUAAGCACCUCAAAACAUUCAUAUCAGUGUGAUUAGCAUAGCAUUGUGACAUUAUCCUUUUUCAUUUUUUCCUUUGAUUGAAAACCUUAUUGUAGUCCAAAUGGUAUCUUGGGUAUCUAUCUUUCUUUGGAGAAAAGUGAGCUUCUCUCUCGAUUGCUUGGGCUAUUCUGCAGAAUGACAGUUUGCAGAAAGUGAUAUGGUAUUACAUUUAAAGGUCAUAUCCUAUGGCAGUAUAGGGUGCAUUUCUGUUUACAAGCAUUUAAACUGUCCCAAAUAUUAUACAAUGACUGGAAAGCGAUUCAUUGCAUUGCAUAACAUAAUAAUAAACAUAUGGUAACUAAAGUGUUCCUGACACAGUUUCAGUGCACUGCUGUCUAUUUAUGGUAUAAGAUGAUUCACAGUGACCAUUACUCAUUUCAUUUAUGCAGCUCUUUUUUAAGCAUAGCUGCUGUAACUAAAGGAGGACCUAUAAUGUAUGUGUGCUUUAAAGAUAUCUGAGCAUCCCACAUUUAGACAACUUAUACUAUACAAAGAAAGCAAGCCUGAGGAUACUGGAUAUAAAGUAACAAAACCACAGCCACACUAUAAUGUCGGUGGUGCCACAUAAUUUAUCAUUUUAUCUGUUCAGGUCAGUUCAUUGAGAGUUCAUUUUAUUUCAUUUUGUUUGUUGUAUGUCUAAAACCUCGGAAAUUGCAAGGGCAAGAAAACUACACUCAAAUCAAAAUUAUUUUAUAUUAGACUAAAAGGAUAUUUGACUAGUGAAACCUUCUAUGAUGCUAAAUACAA